Molecule: messenger RNA, 186 nt
Organism: Plasmodium reichenowi
Lineage: Eukaryota; Apicomplexa; Aconoidasida; Haemosporida; Plasmodiidae
Exons: 1
Coding region: 1-186 (61 amino acids)
Source: RefSeq, a predicted model, not a curated record
AUGGAUAAGGACACAGAAUUUGAAUUUACAAAAAUUGAAAAUAUUAAUUUGGAUUCAUAUGAAAUACCCAAAUAUUUUGAAGAAAUUUUGUCAGAAUUUAUUGCAAAAUUGAUACAACACAAACCAGAAAAUGUAUAUCUUUUUUCCAUAAAUUAUUUUGAAGAAAAAUUGAACAGCUCCAAAUGA